AACCAGUAGGAUGUCACUUGUGGAUUGUGAAAUCUCAUGACGAGUUUGAGUCAGACUUCAUCCGAGGAGGCAGUUUUAUUCGCUCGCGGUUAUAAAUUCUUAAAAAAGCUGGGUGAAGGUGCUUACGCAAAGGUAUAUCUGGCGGAGUAUAAACCGGAAUCUGAUCCAGAUAAAAAUAGUACCUUGGCAUGUAAGGUUAUAGAUACAGGAGUAGCACCUAAGGAUUUUGUACGAAAAUUUCUUCCUCGAGAACUUGAUAUCUUAGUGAAAUUAAAUCAUCCUCAUGUAGUGCAUGUUCAUAGCAUAUUUCAAAGACGUACUAAGUAUUAUAUUUUUAUGCGUUAUGCUGAAAAUGGUGAUCUCCUAGAAUUCAUUUUGAAGAAUGGUGCAGUUGCAGAAGGACAGGCGCGCGUAUGGUUUCGUCAACUUGCGCUUGGUCUUCAAUAUUUACAUGAAAUGGAGAUCGCUCACAGAGAUAUGAAAUGCGAAAAUGUUCUUCUAACAUCGAAUCUUAAUGUAAAACUUGCUGAUUUCGGAUUUGCUCGUUACGUAAUAGAUAAUCGAGGUAAGCGUGUUAUGAGCGAUACCUAUUGCGGUUCUUUAUCCUAUGCCGCUCCGGAGAUCCUUCGUGCAUCUCCAUAUAAUCCCAAGAUCGCAGAUCUUUGGUCCCUCGGAGUCAUCUUAUAUAUUCUAUUAAAUAAAUCGAUGCCAUUCGAUGAUACUGAUAUCAAACGACUGUAUGAGCAACAAACAAACCGUAAAUGGAAGUUUCGCAGUAAGAUUGCAGAAACUUUGAGCGAUCAAGUAAAGAAAUUGGUAGCUCGUCUCCUAGAACCUGAUGUCUCAAAACGAUGGAAGAUGGAGCAGGUCAUCAACAGCGAAUGGAUCGCUAUGGAUCCUAGACUUUUGAUUCUUACACCUGCUGAACAAGCAGCUCUUAAUAAUGCAAUGCAAGAGAAGAAAAAAUUCGAAGAGAAAUUUUCUGCGAAAGAUCCAAAACUAUUUAAAGUGGAAGAAAAGAAAAAGACCAAUGCAGAUCCCAAGGCAAAACCUGAAGAUGUCACCGUAAUUAAGAAAGCAGCAAGAAUGACGAUGUCCACCACUGUUGCUACUGGGCCGUAUUUUGCUAAUAAACGUAAUAAUAAUAAUAAUACUAAUAAUUAGUUGAAGAAUGUUUGAAAAAUAAUUUGGAUUCUUUUAUAAGUUUUUAUAAAAUUGAAAUUAUUGGAAAUUUACUACAGUCGAUAUCUGAUAAAUUAAAAUAACACUGUUAUUUGUGAAUGUUAUGUUGUGAAAAAUUUUCUACAAUUAUGGGAUUUAAUAUUUUUAUACAAUUUUGAAAAAAUUCUAUUUUAUUAUAUUCUAGGCUAAAUAAUUAUAUAUUAAUCAUUAAAAAUUAAACUUCCAAAUUAUUAUUAAAAUAUCAAGAAUUAAAUAACUUAUCAUACUUUUUCAUAUCACAUAACGAUAAUUAUACAUCAUAUAUUAAAUAUCAAAAUCAUCAUUGAAACAUUUAAUAAUUAACAAUAAGUUUUCAUUAAAAUUUUUCAAUUGUGUUUACAAAGUUAUAAUGAAUUAAUUUAACAAUCUUUAAUUUCAUAUAUAUCGAGCUUUCAUCAAAGCUGUUUCAUUUCUUGAAAUACACUUUACAUAAUAAUUGAAUUUAUCAGCAACAGUUUCUAUUCUUCCUUUGAGGGGAAUCUCAAUAAUAUUACGAGGACUAGCUAAUCCUUCAAGAUCCCAUAUACCAUUUGAUAGUAGUAACAAAAGUUGAUUAUUCGGAGAUCUAUUUAUUAAAAAUACGUCCGUAACAGGCAAAAUAUAUUGUUGUAUAUUUCCCCAUGGUUGAUAAAGUAAUACUAGAGUCUGUGAGAUCAAUCGCAAGAUAAUCCAUAAUCCAAAUCCAUGCCAUUUUUGUUCCACAAACGCAUCCAUUAUGUUGGGAAAAUAUAAAUCUGAAAUUUUAAUUAAAUAUAUUACAUUGUUAUAAUUUUUCAUUAUUUUUAUUAUUUUUAGAUUAUUAACAACAGUCUGUAAAGCAUUUAUAUACUAUGCACGCAUUCAAUUGUAAUUUAAAAUAAUGUUAUAUUUAUUUCGAGAAAAUAUUUUAAAUUGUACAUUUUUUGUAUGUAAAUGAAUAAAUUACACAAUUUUCCUCUUUUUCUAAAA
Molecule: messenger RNA, 2169 nt
Organism: Apis cerana (Asiatic honeybee)
Lineage: Eukaryota; Metazoa; Arthropoda; Insecta; Hymenoptera; Apidae
Product: testis-specific serine/threonine-protein kinase 1
Biological process (GO): microtubule cytoskeleton organization; intracellular signal transduction; protein phosphorylation
Cellular component (GO): cytoplasm
Molecular function (GO): tau-protein kinase activity; ATP binding
Source: RefSeq, a predicted model, not a curated record